This is a messenger RNA of Meloidogyne enterolobii, 477 nucleotides long. The record is from the annotation of a GenBank genome assembly. NCBI's taxonomy places the organism in Eukaryota, Metazoa, Nematoda, Chromadorea, Rhabditida, Meloidogynidae.
AUGUCAAAAGCAUUUGAAAAAUAUUCGAAUACUUUACAAAGAUUUUAUAAUUGGAAUGAACCAGAAGUGUAUUUAGAAUUAGGGGAAAUAUCUUCUUUAUAUGCAAGUAUUCCUAUUGAUUUUGUUAAAAUUUUGAAUGAAAUUGCUAGUGAAGGAAAUCCUUUAAUUAACGAAAAAACAAAAAUAUUAAUAUUGGGAAAUGAAAUAUUAAAAGAAUAUCGUUUAAUAAUUGAGUGGGCAGGAAAUGAAGAUGGAGGAAAUGUUUUGUCUGAUUAUUUGGAUUGGGCAUUAAUUUGGAGAAUUUUAUUUGAAUUAGAUUUUAGAUUUUCGAAUUUAUUAAAUUCUUACAAAAAAGAUGAAAUUGGGUGUGUGAGGAAUUUUGUUAGGAUUUAUUUUAAACAUUGGCUUGAUAAAUUAUAUGUAGAGAAGUUUGUUGAUAAAAAGGUUGUUGGACAAAUUGAAAAUAUUUUUAGGUAA